Molecule: messenger RNA, 1295 nt
Organism: Thunnus maccoyii (southern bluefin tuna)
Lineage: Eukaryota; Metazoa; Chordata; Actinopteri; Scombriformes; Scombridae
Gene: selenot2
Product: selenoprotein T, 2
Exons: 6
Biological process (GO): cell redox homeostasis
Cellular component (GO): endoplasmic reticulum membrane
Molecular function (GO): thioredoxin-disulfide reductase (NADPH) activity
Source: RefSeq, a predicted model, not a curated record
CCGGAAGUGCAGCACAAUCGGCGUCUCUCAGCAAACAUGGCGGAGUACAGCCAGGCGGGCCUCCUGGCGGCUCUGCUGCUCUUCACGGCCCUCACGGUACGGGACCUUUACCUCGGCAGGCCCGGCCUCUCCCCGGACAACCUGCCGGACACAGAGCCCGGCAAACCGGCCAAGUCCUCCCUGUACACCGGGCCCGUGCUGCGGUUCCAGUACUGUAUCUCCUGAGGUUACAGUAAAGUGUUCCAGGAGUAUUCUCGGGCCAUCAGCCAGCUGUACCCAGACAUCCGCAUCGAGGGAGAAAACUACCCCCCCACCCCCUUCAACAGGUGUUUGGGCAACCUGAUCUCGUACCUGAAGCUCGUCUCCAUCUUGCUGAUCGUCAGCGGUCAGAACGUGUUCGUGCUGCUCGGCCUCGACACGCCGCGAGCCUGGACCUGGAGUCAGGACAACAAGAUCUUCUCCUGUCUGAUGGCCUUCUUCUUCUGCAACAUGAUGGAGACGCACUUCCUGUCCACCGGAGCCUUCGAGGUCACGCUGAACGACGUCCCCGUCUGGUCGAAGCUUCAGGCGGGUUACGUGCCGAACGUUCAGGAGAUCUUCCAGAUCCUCGAUAACCACCUGAAGAUGAACCAGGUGGAUCCCGUGAGCUUCUCGUAGAGCUGCGCACACAGGUACUCUCAGUCAUGGUGCGUUCAGUGUCCCGGCUCGGUGGAGCGAUCAGUCACUGGCGUUAUGAAGGUUCGGCCCUAAAGCAGACUCUGUGGGGCCCAGCCGGAUGUCCCUCGCCACACAACGAGCGCUCCCUCUCUGCCGGGUCACAGCACAGCACUGCAGUACCCACAGUGCACCUGUGAGCACAGGUGAUGUGCUGACAGAAGACUCUCCUGUUCUUCAGUUGGAUUUAUUUUAUUUAUUUACUUUGAGAUUAGAUAGAAACCUGCGGUACCUGUUAGCUUCAUGCUAAUUACCCAAACAAACAAAUAUAUAAUUAAUAAUUCAUGUAACAAACGAUCAUCUCUGAAUUCAUUAAGUCUCAAAAUGUCUUCAAACUAAAACUUUGUUUCUCACAAAUAUUUCAGUUCAUGAAAGUUAGAGUUUUUAUUUGGUCUCUGAUCAAUAAUCAAUAAAUGUGUCGAUACAGUGAUCAGCUGACUCUGACAGUUCCAGAUCCUACUGGAUCCUAAAGGAUCCAAUGUUGGUGCUCAUGCACGUUAGCACUAGUUUCAGAAAUGUGAAGGUGUUUGUUUAUUUGGGACGAUGGUGAGUUUUUGGAAAUAAAACAUGAUUUAAAGUUU